GUAUUUCAGCCACAUUAAUUGUCUCCCCCUAUCUGGAUCUUUCUCUCUCCUACUACAAACACGAGAUCUCUUCCUGGACCAUAUGCACUCGUAUAUGCUUCCCUUUUCCAUUUCCAUUUCCAUUUCUGUUGGGUCACAAGAUGUUUCCUUUUCACUAAUUUCCUCAUCAAUUCAAUCUAUCUACUUGGCAACUAGAAACAUAAUUUCCCCAACUUAUAUAACCUUCCACCCAAACAUAGCCUUACAAUUAAGCCUGCAAAAUCGAAAAAAAAAAUAAGGUCUGAAAUCUUCUUCAAGCAUGUGGUUUUCCUGCAUAAAAACGUUUUUCAGACGUUUUUAUACAGAUGAGCUGAGGAUUGAUCAUGGUAGCAGCUAUGACAGCCUUUUCUCUGAUGGUAUUAUACCGUCUCUUGGUGCUCGAAUUAACCAAGCUAUCAAGCUCAAGAAAUAUGUCAUCUCACCUUUCAAUCCUCGUUACAGGGCAUGGGAGAUGUUGCUAGUUAUCCUGGUGGUGUACUCAGCAUGGAUCUGUCCAUUUGAGUUUGUGUUCCUCGUUUACAAACAGGAUGCACUCUUCAUCAUUGAUCAUAUCGUUAAUGGGUUUUUUGCAGUUGAUAUAGUACUCACCUUCUUCGUUGCAUUCAUUGAUAGUAAAACUUACCUACUAAUCGAUGAUCAUAAAAAAAUUGCAAUCAGGUACCUGUCAACCUGGUUUAUUUUCGAUGUUUGUUCAACAGCACCACUUCAGACAAUUAGCCUCCUCUUUACAAACAACAAUGGUGGACUUGGUUUUAAAGCACUUAACAUGCUCAGACUAUGGAGACUUCGAAGGGUCAGCACCCUCUUUGCAAGGCUCGAGAAAGAUAUCCACUUCAACUACUUUUGGACCCGAUGCACCAAACUUGUCUCGGUUACUCUUUUUGCUGUUCAUUAUGCUGGAUGCUUCUAUUACCUAAUAGCAGACCGUUACCCUGAUCCAACAAAAACUUGGAUUGGUGCAGUAAACCCAAACUUCAAAUCCCAGAGUGUAUGGAAGCGUUACAUUGCCUCUCUUUACUGGUCUAUAGUGACACUAACAACCACCGGCUACGGCGACCUACACGCUGAAAACACGAUCGAGAUGUUGUUCGACAUCUUCUACAUGUUGUUCAACUUAGGGCUCACGUCGUAUAUCAUCGGAAAUAUGACGAACCUUGUUGUUCACUGGACUAGUCGCACCAGAAAUUUUAGGGAUACAGUCAGAGCUUGUACAGAAUUUGCAGCACGCAAUCAGCUUCCUCCAAGAAUACAGGACCAAAUGCUGUCACAUGUAUGUCUCAAGUUCAAAACAGAAGGGUUAAAACAACAACAGACACUAAACGAUCUUCCAAAAGCUCUUCGUUCCAACAUUGCACAAUAUCUCUUCCUUCCUUUUGUUCAGAAAGUCCAGCUUUUCUAUGGUGUUUCUCAAAAUUUCCUUUUACAACUGGUUUCUGAAAUGGAGGCAGAAUAUUUUCCACCCAGAGAAGAUGUUAUUUUACAAAAUGAAGUGCCAACGGAUAUCUAUAUCCUGGUAUCCGGCGCAGUGGACAUGGUGUCACACAUUAAUGGGCGUGAUCAGGUUGUUCAAAGGCUACUGGAAGGGGACAUAUUUGGAGACAUAGGUGUUCUUUGUAACAGGCCACAGCCAUUUACAGUUCGGACUACAGAACUGUCUCAGAUAUUAAGGUUGAAUAAAACUUCACUUACAGAUAUUAUUCAAGCAAAUAAGGCAGACGGUGACAUCAUCAUGAGCCAUCUAUUUCUGAAACUUAAAGCUCUAGAAACCCAAGGUUUGUUGUUGGACCAGAAAAACCCAGAGGAUUAUCUUUACAGCGAAUGGUGUAAUUACUGUAAUACCCAACAAAAAGGCAGGAUCUGCUUAAAAGAUGGAUGUAAAAACCAAUGUCCUGAUAAACCCUUGAUCGAAGCUGUAUCUGAGAAGUCGAGAUUAAGCGAUGAUCUUAGAGUUGUGAUUCAUAUGCAGAAGCAAAAUGAUCAAAUGGAGGAGAAGCAGUUUGGUAAGCUGAUUGUCUUGCCAGAUAGCAUUGAAAAGCUUCUCAGUAUUGCAGGCCAAAAGUUCGGACAUUGCUUCACAAGAAUCAUCAAUACAGAAAAUGCAGAAGUUGAAGAAAUUGAUGUUAUCAGAGAUGGAGACCAUCUAUUUUUCCUCCAAUAACAAGUGAGGGUCUACAAUUAAAGUUGAAUGUAAAAUACAGUUCUUGUACAGUUAGAGUGCACAUUCACAAAUCAAUACACACAACUCUUGAAAUCUUCUAUGUAAUCUUGAGAAGAGGAGGCUAGCACCUUAUACGGAAGAUCUUCAUCUUACAACCGGUUGUACAGUGCCAAGUACAACCUAGGCCGGGUUUUUUAUCUGAUUUGUUCACAACUUCAAGCACAUGGAUAAAGAAACUAAUAAUUCCACCGUUUCAGUUUGACUUUUCGCACUAUUCAUUUACUAACUUUGACCACAUUUGUUACUAAUAUGUAAAGACAAAGUUUGUAUUUUUAAUUGUUAUUGGGGGUUGAUAAUCUUUAAAAUACCUAUUUUUAAAAAAGGAAAUUAUAAAUAUGUAAUUAAAGA
Spinacia oleracea (spinach) is the source of this 2605-nucleotide messenger RNA. RefSeq names its product potassium channel KAT3-like. Bases 299 to 2197 code for a protein of 632 amino acids. The record is from RefSeq and is a predicted model, not a curated record. Gene Ontology annotation, molecular function: voltage-gated potassium channel activity. Gene Ontology annotation, cellular component: membrane. The transcript is spliced from 11 exons. Gene Ontology annotation, biological process: transmembrane transport; potassium ion transport. Lineage: Eukaryota; Viridiplantae; Streptophyta; Magnoliopsida; Caryophyllales; Amaranthaceae.